AUGACGCAUGCUGGCGCGCGGCCGAUGCAGAUCCUAGCUGCAAUCCAAAAGGAGGACCAUGACACGCUAGUCUCUGCUACCGACAUCCGGAGCGAGAGAAAAGCAGUUCGAGAGAAACAAUUAAGUGGAAGGAGUCCAAUCGAGGCGUUGCUGGACAACCUAUCUACGUCAGACUGGGUCUUCGCGGUCAAGAAGGAUGACAACAACCACGUCCAAAACCUCUUCUUCGCCCAUCAGAAGCAGAUUGAGAUGCUGCGGGCCAAUCCCGAUGUGCUGCUGAUGGAUUGUACAUACCGGACCAACAAGUACAAACUUCCACUACUACACAUACUCGGCUGCACCAACUUGCAGACUUUCUAUUCUGCAGGCUUCUGCUUCCUUACCAAUGAGACCCAAGCUGAUUACCAUUGGGCGAUCGCGAACUUUCUCCUCAAAACAGGUGUACAAAAGCCCCGUGUGUUUAUUAGUGAUCAAGAGGAAGCAUUAAAGAUGACAGCUCGAUCGUUGCUCCCAGAAGUUCCUCAACUCUUGUGCGUGUGGCAUAUCAACAAGAAUAUUCAGACGAAGGCGCAACAGACUUGGCGAGAUGCCGAUGGCGUGACGAGAGAGGAGAAGAAGAGGAUCGCAGAAUACAGGGCUGGGUUCAUGAAGCGCUGGACGCAGGUAUGCCCACCCUAA
Molecule: messenger RNA, 678 nt
Organism: Alternaria atra
Lineage: Eukaryota; Fungi; Ascomycota; Dothideomycetes; Pleosporales; Pleosporaceae
Exons: 1
Coding region: 1-678 (225 amino acids)
Biological process (GO): regulation of DNA-templated transcription
Source: RefSeq, a predicted model, not a curated record